CUCAUCGUUGCAUAGAUUUUGUCAGAAAUCAGCUGUGUGUAUUUGCAUGUGUCUGUUUCAGGUCCUCUCAUCUGUUCCCCUGCUGGUACCAGUGACCCUCUACCACACUACAGUGGGAAUUACAUAUCCAUUGCAAAUCCACAGAACCCUGAUUGUUGUUCCAGGCCCCUCUCAGCAGGCCUGGGGCGGAGUCUCUGGCUGUCACAGGCUCCCGUAUGGCUCCCAGUGUCGCCAUCCUGAAUCAGUUAGUGGAGACUGGGGACCAUAGCCUUCCCUUGCCCACUGGGUGGUCCUGGCUCCCAGGCCUGCUCAUGGGAGCAGAAAGAGAGGAACCUAGAGGGAGGAGGUGAGGGUUGAGCCACAUGUAAGUGGGACCCAGCCAACUGGGUCCUCUUCCUCUUACCAGAUGGGGCACCGCCCUUCUAGCCCAGGCUCUGUUUCGAUGCUGGGACUUUUCUCUGUCAGUGCUCCACAGUGGGAUAGGCCAGUGAGGUCCGCGCGCACAGGCAGACCUGCCCGUGGAGGCCAGUGGUCUAAGUGGCAGCCCCACUGGACUCCCCUGCUCUGGGCCUGAGUGUGGAACUCCUCACCCCCCUUGGAUUUGCUGAGGGCAUGACGAUGGUCUUUGUCAGCUAUGGUGUCUGAAGUUUGUCAGGAAUGAUAACCGUAGAGUUGAUUGGUACUGGGCCACCAUCCCUUUCAGUACAUAGGCACUGUGGGCGCCUGAGGUAGGGUUGAACCCCAUAGAUUAGCGUGCCCGUUGGAGCAAGCCUGAAGAAGGCAGGGCCCAGCCUCUCUGCCUGGGCCUCCUCACGAGGCCCCCUGGGAACUAUACCUGGGCACCUCCUGGCUGGGCUGGACGGUGGCCUUGGAGACAUCAGAGCCCGUCUGGUAGGGGUGUCAGGGCAUUGGCAGCCUGGAGGAAUGGCAGCCCCCCCCUUCAUCCUUUUUCUAAAAUACCAAAUGGGAGGAGUCUGCAGCAGGAAGAGGCCACUGGCCACUGCUGCUGAGCCCCCUUUGGCCCCUUGCUGUGUCCUUAGGUGGCUGCCAACCUUCUGCCUGUAUCACAGUGUGUUCCUGCCCCGUUAGGAACUCACUGUGGGGGUCAGAUCUGCCUGCUGGCCCCUGUGCCCCCAACAGUCUCAGGCAGUCCCUUUGGCCCCACAUCCAAAAGUGAGUACAUGCUGCUGUGAGGAGGGGCCCGGUGGGAGGGGCCCACACCCUGCUCCAGCAGACAUACUGCACAUUCCUCCCCCAGGCCAGGGGGAGGUGGCUGACUAGCUGGCCCUAGCCUCUGGGUAAGCGGGUCAGUGCUGGCUCCCCUUCUGGACCUCCAAGCUCCUUUGUCUUGUCUCGUCCUCUCCUCCACCGUGGGCCUUUUCCAGGUGGUUCCUCAGUUUCCUCUGGCUUUAGGGUAUCCAGACCUUUGGGAGGAGGGGUAUAGAAGGUAUUUGGGAUCCAAAAACUUGCUCCCAGAUCCAUCCCAGGAAGCCUGGGCCUGAAAGGGCUACUGCUAGUUUCCAGGUUGGGCUUGCGUGGGCGAAAGGGCAGAGGUUUGCCUGGGUGGGCGGCGGGAUGGUCCCAGGGAUGGCUGUCCUGUCUUCAUCAGCUGGAGCCAAGGAAUCAGGGCCUCGUGCUCCUUCCACCCUGUCCACGGCUGUAUCUCCACUGACAUCCUUUCCUCUUGUCCUGACUGCCAGAACAGCUAAGCCCCACAGAAGCAGCAGUGAGACCACUUCCUGCUACCCACCAACCUGGGCUUUAGGCUACUUCAAAGCCAAUGAACCCCAUGAAUCCCAUGAAACCUGCCCUGCCCCCCGCACCACACAGUGAUGGUCCAUUCGCUUAUGAGGCAGUGCCUUGGCAACAAAGUGCCACUCAGCCAGCAGGAUCGCUGUCCGUGGUCACAACCGUGUGGGGAGUCGGCAACGCAGCCCAGAGCCAGGUUUUGGGGAACCCCAUGGGCCCUGCAGGGAGCCCCCCCAGCACCUCCAUAAUGCCUGGCAUGGCAGGUGGCAACUCCACCCUGAACUCUCCACAGUGCCUUGGACAGCAGGCAUUUGGUGAAGGUGGCACUACCAAGGGCUACGUGCAGCAAGGGGUGUACGGCCGUGGGGGCUACCCUGGGGGCCCCAGCUUCACCACUGGGUAUGCGGGGGGCCCAGGAGGCCUCGGCCUCCCCUCGCAUGCCACACGACCUUCCACUGAUUUUACUCAAGCAGCGGCAGCUGCUGCUGUGGCUGCUGCUGCUGCCACAGCCACUGCCACUGCCACGGCCACAGUGGCUGCCCUGCAGGAGAAGCAGAGCCAGGAGCUGAGCCAGUACGGAGCGAUGGGGGCUGGACAGUCUUUUAACAGCCAGUUCCUGCAGCAUGGAGGACCCCGUGGACCUAGCAGCAUGAACCCUACCAGCGUAGGAGGGCUGAUGGGCUCCUCUGGCAUGAACCCCAUGGGCAUGACCGCCACCCGGGCAGCAGGCAUGGCACCCCUGUAUGCAGGACAGCGCCUGCCCCAGCAUGGGUACCCUGGGGCUCCCCAGGCCCAGCCAUUACCCCGACAGGGGGUCAAGAGAGCCUAUUCCAGUGAGGUGUAUCCAGGGCAGCAGUACCUGCCAGGAGGCCAGUAUGCUCCUGGCCCCGGGCAGCCCCCGGCCCCUUCCUCCUACCCUGGUCACAGACUGCCCCUCCAGCAGGCCGUGGGCCAGUCCCUGUCCGCCUCCAACCCUGCAGGACUACACUACAAGCCUGCAGAGCAGUUCAACGGGCAGGGCGCCAACUUCAACGGGGGGAGCAUCGGCUACAGCCAGCCUGGCCUGAGUGGGCCCACCCGUUCCAUCCCUGGCUACCCCAGCUCCCCACUGCCGGGGAGCCCCACGCCGCCCAUGACCCCCAGCAGCAGCGUCCCCUACAUGUCCACCAGCCAGGAAGUCAAGUCUCCCUUCCUGCCUGACCUCAAGCCCAGUGCGAGCUCCUUGCACCCGUCACCCCCCGGCAGCGGCCCCUGCGACGAGCUACGACUGACCUUCCCUGUGCGUGAUGGGGUGGUCCUGGAGCCCUUCCGUCUGCAGCACAACCUGGCUGUGAGCAACCAUGCCUUCCAGCUCCGAGACUCCGUCUACAAGACCCUGAUGCUGAGGCCUGACCUGGAGCUGCAGUUCAAAUGCUACCACCAUGAGGACCGGCAGAUGAACACCAACUGGCCGGCCUCGGUGCAGGUCAGCGUCAACGCCACCCCGCUCACCAUCGAACGUGGCGACAACAAGACCUCCCACAAGCCCCUGUACCUGAAGCACGUGUGCCAGCCGGGCCGCAACACCAUCCAGAUCACCGUCACGGCCUGCUGCUGCUCCCACCUCUUCGUGCUGCAGCUGGUGCAUCGGCCCUCUGUCCGCUCCGUGCUGCAGGGCCUCCUCAAGAAGCGGCUCCUGCCCGCCGAGCACUGCAUCACCAAGAUAAAGCGGAACUUCAGCAGCGGCACCAUCCCUGGCACCCCCGGACCCAACGGAGAGGAUGGGGUAGAGCAGACAGCCAUCAAGGUGUCCCUGAAGUGCCCCAUCACCUUCCGCAGGAUCCAGCUUCCCGCUCGUGGCCAUGACUGCCGCCACAUACAGUGUUUUGACCUGGAGUCGUACCUACAGCUCAACUGUGAGCGAGGGACCUGGAGGUGCCCAGUGUGCAACAAGACAGCUCUGCUGGAGGGUCUGGAGGUGGACCAGUACAUGCUGGGCAUCCUAAUUUAUAUUCAGAACUCGGACUACGAGGAGAUCACCAUCGACCCCACAUGCAGCUGGAGGCCGGUACCCGUAAAGCCCGACUUGCACGUCAAGGAGGAGCCGGACGGGCCGGUGCUGAAGCGCUGCCGCACUGUGAGCCCCGCACACGUGCUCAUGCCCAGCGUGAUGGAGAUGAUAGCUGCCCUGGGCCCUGGGGUCACCCCCUUCGCCCCCCUGCAGCCCCCCUCUACCCCAGCCCCCGGCGACUACCCCAGUCAGGGUUCCAGCUUCUUAGGACCUGGAACCUUCCCUGACUCCUUCCUGCCCACCACACCCAGCACCCCGACCCUUCCUGAAUUUACCUCUGGACCACCCCCCAUCUCCUACCAGUCCGACAUUCCUAGCAGCCUUCUGACACCAGAGAAGUCUGCCCCCUGUAUUCCUGGUCAGAUGGCACCUUCGGGUCACCUGGACCCAGCCCACAAUGCUGGGCUGCCAGGGCUGCACGCUCCUAACCUUGGAGGCCCCCCAGGGCCCCAGCUGCACCAUCCAAAUCCUCCCCAAGCAUCGCGGCAGCCCUUGGGACAAGUGAGCUCCAGUCCUGUCAGCGAGCUAACCUUCAACCCUGCCGCAGGCGUGAUGGGGCCCCCCAUGUCUGGUGGAGGGGAGGCCCCAGAACCAGCCCUUGAUCUGCUUCCAGAGCUGACCAACCCUGAUGAGUUGCUGUCCUACCUGGGCCCGCCCGACCUCCCUACCAACAACAAUGAUGACCUGCUCUCCCUCUUUGAGAACAACUGAUCCUGUUGACCCUCCCGGCAGGCAUAAGCCACAGAUGUCACCACGCCCUGCCCCUCCACACCCAACCCCUCUGACACUGGCUGCCCUCCCUGAACCCUCCAUUCGUGCACGCCUGGAGCCAGGCCCCGGGCCUCCACCUCCUGGUCCCUGAAAGCAACCCUUGGUUGGGAGGGACCUCGCAGCAGCCCUCACCCCCACCAAGUUCGCUGCUGCAGAACAGAUGAUGAGAUGCCCAGCCCCGCCCCCCCAUCCACACCGAUCUGUGCCCAGCAUCACCCCAUCCUGGCUCACUUCAUCCAUGUCCUGCCCUCUGUGGUGCCUCUCCACGAACAUUUGCAGCCUCUGCCACCCUCUACCCCUGCCUAUACCCACUGGCCUGCUUCAUGUCAGCGUUAACCCUUGUGUUUAGAUUCCUCUGGGACCUGUGGAGCCAGCAAGGAAUGGGCUGGCUCUGUCCUGACCUGGAAAUCGCCCAGCCCUGCGGCAGUUGGUGGAAGUCACUUCCCACCCUAGCUCCAGGCAGAGGCUGAGAGGGGACACUAAAGCACAAGGAUGUACAUGGCAUAGAAACACCCAGAGCUGCAGGGCCACCAACCCUCUCUUCCUCCUGACGGCUCCCAGCUGGGGGUGGAGGUGAGGGCCGCUGACCGGGUGGGGGCCUGCACUCAGCUCCAUGUACGAUUUUCCAGCGGGCUGCUGCUCUCCCGGGUGGUUCCCCUCUUCCGUGAGAGCGAUCGGUUAGCGCCGCUGUGUUUUUUAAAAUCUCCCGUCUUCACUCUGGGGCCAGGCCAGGUGGGGGAGGGAGCCACCGCAUCCUUGGCUCAGGGCCCGGGUCGUGUCCCCUGUCUGUGCCCAUCUCUAUUAAAGGACUCCCUCGUGGUGGGC
Molecule: messenger RNA, 5395 nt
Organism: Condylura cristata (star-nosed mole)
Lineage: Eukaryota; Metazoa; Chordata; Mammalia; Eulipotyphla; Talpidae
Gene: ZMIZ2
Product: zinc finger, MIZ-type containing 2
Exons: 18
Coding region: 1781-4510 (909 amino acids)
Biological process (GO): regulation of transcription by RNA polymerase II; protein sumoylation
Molecular function (GO): zinc ion binding; SUMO ligase activity
Source: RefSeq, a predicted model, not a curated record